AUCAACUCGAGCGCUUCGUCACAGCCAAUCGACUGACGAUCUGCUCUUCUCGAAAACAUGUCGCCCAUGAAGCUGUGUGUUCCAGGUGACAAGCUAUGCAGUGUAGAAGACUGUAUUCCCGGCACGGGGGUGUACCUGCGACAUGGCUACAUAUAUUCCUCACUAGCAGGCUAUGUGCUCAAGAAAAAUGAAGGAGAGGAGUUACCAGUGAUCUCAGUAGUCAGGGAAACAGAAGCACAACUAUUACCAGAUGUAGGAGCAAUAGUCACCUGUAAGGUGACGAGUAUCAACCCCAGGUUCGCCAAGGUUCACAUCCUUUAUGUUGGCUCCACGCCACUGAAGGAUCGCUUCAGAGGGACUAUCAGAAAAGAAGAUGUGCGCGCAACAGAGAAAGACAAGGUGGAGACGUACAAAAGUUUCAGACCCGGAGACAUCGUCUUGGCGAAAGUGAUCUCUCUCGGUGACGUGCAGUCUAACUACUUGUUGACAACAGCAGAGAAUGAACUGGGAGUGGUGGUGGCACACAGUGAAUCAGGUGCCCAGAUGGUUCCCAUCAGCUGGUGUGAGAUGCAGUGCCCGCAGACACACGUCAAAGAGUUCCGCAAAGUGGCGCGAGUGCAGCCGGAAUACCUGCAGGCCUGAGAGCCCUGAAACUUCUCUCUUCCACAAGGAACACACAGCUUCCCCUUCCUCCUCGUCGUCAAGCGGCCUCCCGACUCUGAUGUUUCCCGAGAGACUGCACAACGUGUAUAUCGCUGACUACUUCUGGUUACAUGUCUUUCUUAAGUGUUUUUUUCAAUAGCUCCUUCCCUCUGCACAGUGUCAUCAUUUGAUUGUGCCAGCUUGAAAACACAGAAGCAUCAGACCAAACGGCAAAAUUGUCAGGACGUAUUCCAAACAAUGUAGCGACUGUUGAAAAGAUUAUUUUUUAAACUAAAUUCAGUGCAGUGGUUUUUCUGAAGUUGCCUUUAAAUUGCCUGAUUAGAACUGUGUCUGACUCAGUUCUCGUAAGAUGUUACAUCACAGCUGCUAAACAUUCUACGUGACCACUAUGUUGAGAAGCUAAACACAUCUGAGUAAUGAUAAUGAGUGUUAAUAGCAGAUCAUCAGGUCGCUCAAAGGAUGAAGCAGUCUGUGCAUGACGCUGGUUGCAUUAAACACGAGGCUCGGUUAAGAAGAGACCCAGACACACUCUCAUGUAAAAUAACUGGAGAGAUCAUUCAAAAGGCAGCGGCUGUAUUUGGUCUGAAAUAUGGAGGAUUCAACCAAACAGUGACGCAGCACUCUGAAACUUCAUUUGCAUGGUGUCAUGUAUAGGGUUGUUUUUUUAAACCUUCUUCAUAAAAGUGACAUUAAUUUAGUUUAAGGACAUUUUAAUCUCCUCAGGCUCUUUUUUUCCUUUCUUUUCCAGUUUCAAGUAAACUGAUGGACACAUUGUCCACACGGCAGUUUUAAAGGAAAUGAAUGUGAUUAGAAAGCCUGACGUUCAGUCAGAGUUACAACACAGCUACCAUGCGCGGAAUAUUGAAGUACAUGUGAUAGUCAAACUUUAGCACAUUAUCAAGACCAAACAAAUGAGCCUACAACAAACAAGCGGAAAGUAAAAUGAACUUUGACUUUUCUUUUUUUAAACUUUACAACAAAUGUUAUUCAUGUGCAAGAUUGGAAUAAAAUGACUAUCAGAACCAUCA
Molecule: messenger RNA, 1691 nt
Organism: Larimichthys crocea (large yellow croaker)
Lineage: Eukaryota; Metazoa; Chordata; Actinopteri; Sciaenidae
Gene: exosc1
Product: exosome component 1
Exons: 8
Coding region: 58-642 (194 amino acids)
Biological process (GO): RNA processing
Cellular component (GO): cytoplasm; nuclear exosome (RNase complex)
Molecular function (GO): RNA binding
Source: RefSeq, a predicted model, not a curated record